Molecule: messenger RNA, 4703 nt
Organism: Gadus macrocephalus (Pacific cod)
Lineage: Eukaryota; Metazoa; Chordata; Actinopteri; Gadiformes; Gadidae
Product: SH3 and PX domain-containing protein 2A-like
Exons: 14
Coding region: 272-3730 (1152 amino acids)
Biological process (GO): superoxide anion generation
Molecular function (GO): superoxide-generating NADPH oxidase activator activity; protein binding; phosphatidylinositol binding
Source: RefSeq, a predicted model, not a curated record
GUCCAGCCCCUCUCUGGGACAAGACGAUUCUCUAACAGCAAGGGACGGCUUUCCAGAUUGUCCUAUCGCGUGUUGCAGCCUUGACAACUUUCGCAUAUUACAAUUAAGGAAGGGCAUAAGCAACUGUGGGGAACGCUUCGUUUCGCGUCUUGUUGCUACUUGUUUUAUUUUUUCGUCUACUUGCGUGUUUUUCCCGGACUGACUAAUUCCAGGGGUUUAAAUGUCCAUGACUUUUCCAGCGCGCUAAAAGAGUCUUGAUUGAGCUGUCAGGAUGCAUCUACGAACAGUCGCUGAAGUUAAAGUUGUGGAUGUGCAGAAGAGAAGAAACCCGUCCAAACACUAUGUGUACCUUAUCAAUGUCACUUACUCGGACUCUACUUCCCAUAUCAUCUACAGACGCUACAGCAAGUUCUUCGACCUGCAGAUGCGGAUACUUGAUAAAUUCCCGAUUGAUGGCGGCCAGAAAGACCCCAAAAAGAGGAUCAUUCCAUUUCUGCCUGGUAAGGUGUUGUUUCGGCGAAGCCACAUCAGAGACGUGGCCGUUCGACGCCUGAAGCACCUGGACAACUACUGCAAAGCCCUGUUGAAGCUCCCCUCCCACAUCUCCCAGAGUGAGGAGGUGCUUGGGUUCUUCGAAACCAACGCAGAGGACAUCAACCCUCCCAAAGAAGAUCUCGGAGGCUCCUGUAAACGUAAAGGUCUGGACGCGUCCGACCCCAUGCUGCUGGAGCAGUACGUGGUGGUGGCCGGCUACGAGAAGCAGGAGCCGGCCGAGAUCAGCCUGCAGGCCGGGGAGGUGGUGGACGUCAUCGAGAAGAGCGAGAGUGGUUGGUGGUUUGUGAGCACCGCAGAGGAGCAGGGCUGGGUCCCCGCCACGUAUCUGAACUCCCACAGCGGAACCCGAGACGACCUCGACCUAGGGGCCUCCAAGGCUGGGGAAGUUACUAAGCGACGCAAGUCUCACCUUAAGAGGCUGGACCGGCGCUGGACUUUGGGUGGUGUCAUCAGCAGGCAGCAAAGUCGAGAGGAGAGCUAUGUCACAGUACAGCCCUACACCAGCGAGGGCAAGGACGAGAUCGCCUUCGAGAAGGGAGUGAUCGUGGAGGUCAUCCAGAAGAACCUGGAGGGAUGGUGGUUUAUCAGGUACCAGGAUAAGGAAGGCUGGGCCCCGGCCUCCUACCUGAAAAAGGUGAAGGAAGACUUCACCUCUCAGCGCAAGAAGUCGACGGCGAGCCCCGUCGAGAUCAUCGGCAACAUCAUGGAGAUCAGCAACCUGCUGAACAACAAGAAGCCGCUGAGCGAGAAGGACAGCGUGCCGCCGCCCUCCCUCCCUGAGGAGAGCCCCAUGUUGGCGCGGAGGCAGAUCAGCCUGCCACUGCCCUGCACGGAGCCCAUGACAAAUGUGACAGGUGUCACCGCCACCACCGCAUGCCCCACCAUGCCACCCCCGCCGUUGCUGGAGGCUAAAAGCAAGGCGGAGCCGUCCUCGCCCCCUCAACCCGCCUCACCGGCCGUCGCGCGCGUCGCCCCUCAUCGGGUGGAGAUUGGAUCUCCAGUUCUGAGGCAAAAACCUCCUCCUCGAAGAGACACAACUCUGGGAUUUCAAUUGCCAUGCCCUCCAGAGCCCCCUACAGUCGAAGCCGAGUACUAUACCAUUGCGGAAUUCCAGUCAUGUAUAUCAGAUGGUAUAAGCUUCAAUGGGGGACAGAAAGCAGAGGUUAUUGAGAAGAACUCUGGUGGGUGGUGGUAUGUGCAGAUAGGAGAGCGUGAAGGCUGGGCGCCUUGCUCCUACAUCGACAAGCGCAAGAAGCCUAACCUGAACCGCCGCACCAGCACACUGACCCGGCCCAAAGUCCCGCCCCCGGCCCCGCCCGUUAAGAAGCAGGACUCUGUGGAGACCCCCGGCAGCCCUGGGUCGGAGGCCCCAGAGUCCCCGGUCUCGGCUGGACGGCCCGUCUACGAAGAGCCAGAAUACGACGUCCCCGCCAUCGGCGACCUGGACAUGGAGUCUGAGUUUGAGUUCCUGCGGGGCGGUGGGUCGCUGGUGGACUGUAAGAGCGAGGACCUGAACCAGUCGUCUUCCAAACCCAGUCCGGCGUCCUCGCCGCACAGCUCCUCGUCCAAGCUGGGCGAGUCUUUUGAGGACUGUAACGACGGCGACGGCGACGGAGAGUGCAUCUACGAGAACGAGGGCUUCAGGCCGUUCCGGAGAGAGACCCCGGAGAGACAGUGCAGCAGGGAGCCCGCAAAGAGCCCUCCGCCCGUCGUCGCCGUGGACACUGCCCGAUCGGCGUGCUCCAGCAAACCCCCGGGCAAGGCCCCCCCCACCGUGAACAAGCUAAAGAUCGACCUGAACAACAGCCUCUCAUUUUCAGCCAAAGCCGAGGAGUCACCCAGCAGCCCUAAAUCCCCUUCCUCCGGAUCCACCCCAGACCUCUCCCAGCAGUCCAGACCCCCGAGAGACCAGGAGGACCAGAGUAAGUCCGGUUCCUCCGGCAAGUGGGCCUGCAAACCAAAGCCGGUGGUGAGGCCUAAACCUCACCUCGCCAAGGCCUCCAGCGCCGACAAGAUGGACAUCAGCACCCUGAGGAGACAGCUGCGCCCCACGGGGCAGCUCAAGAAUGGCUGCAAGGCCUCCAAGGGAGAGGACUCCGAGACGGCGUCGGUCAUCUCCUCCGAGGACUCCUUCUCCUCCCAGAGCACCUCGGACCUCUCGUCCACCCACUCCAAGAGCAGCCGCGGGGGGGACUUCGAGCCGGAGGGCUGCUCCGCCAGCGGCAGCCGGUACCGCACCACCGACCCGUACGAGAAGGUCCAGGACACGGAGAUCAGCUUCCCGGCCGGGGCGGAGGUGGAGGUGGUGGAGAAGCAGGAGAGCGGCUGGUGGUACGUCCGCUUGGGCGACGCCGAGGGCUGGGCGCCCACCUACUACCUGGAGCCCGUCGGGGCGCAGGACGACGCGGCCGGCUCCGAGUCGGACGGCGGCCCGUCCACCAAGUCCCCGGGGAGCGUCAGCAAGUCCAACAGCCUGGAGAAGAACGAGCAGCGCGUGCAGGCACUCAACAACAUCAACCAGAGCCUCAAGCGCGCCACCCCCCCCAUCCCCAGCAAGCCCCCCGGCGGCUUCUCCAAGCCCGGCGGCUUCUUCAACGGCUUCUCUGCUUUCAAGCACCAGAGCGGCGGAGGCGGCACCAAGCAGCAGCAGGUGGUACGGCCUCAGUCCGUCUACAUCUCGGCGCCCAUGGCCCUUUUAACGGACGUGCCGGGCGGCGCCCACCUCUCGGGCAGCCCGCGACUGCGCCGCAACGAGUCCCUCAGCGCGGCCGACCCGCCGCGCUCCAGCCCGACGGUGAGGCGCCACGCCUCCUUCGGACCCGUGCCGACACACAGCGCCAGUUCCGUGGCAAAGACGACCAUGCCCGGCAGGAACCGAUCGGGCACGGGCAGCGCCGAGUCCCUGGGCCAGAAGAACGCGACGUCGUCCCCCUCCACCAUCCCCGUGUCCACGGUGAGACCCAAGCCCCACAUCAUCCACAACAACCUGCAGCGGGAGUUGUACCUCUCCAUCGCCGAUUACCACGGUGACGAGGAGACCAUGGGCUUCCCGGAGGGCACCAGUCUGGAGGUGUUGGAGCGGAACCCCAACGGGUGGUGGUACUGCAAGGUGCUGGACAGUGGGCGACCCCGGAAAGGGUGGGUGCCUUCCAAUUACCUCGAGAAAAAACACUAGUUUCCCCCCCCCCCCCCCCCCUUCUCACAGUGUGGAGAGAUGGCGACACAUCUGUACAUGCUUGUAAAAAAACGUUUACACAGAGACUUUAUUUUGUCAGUUAUAAAGAACUGAACAUCUGCCGAGAUUUGGAAACUUAACAGGUACAUCCUCUCAUCAGGCUUUAAGACCAAAUCAUGACAAGAAAUCAUGAUCAAGACUUCUUCAAAAAAAACAAGCAUUGGCUUUACUUUGCUCUUCUGCAGUUGUUACAUGCAACAUGAAAGACUGAAUGUAAAUUCAUGUGUUCAAUUUAUUAACAUUUUGGUUAAUAUUGUUUUAUAUUUUUACAUUUUCAAGCAUAUAAAGUUAUGCAUGUUUAAAAUGCUUUCAGUAUAUUGACAAUGCCAAAGGCUGGUAAGCUUUUCUACUUUUCGAUUGAUGAAGAAAACAACUAAAAACGAUGUUUGCGAACCCUCUGUCAUCAUCGUAUUGUUUUGUUGCAUGGCUUGUUUCUUCUUUUGAUAUUUUACCCAUUUCAUGCUCUUAAAGUAUUACUUUGUCUAAUAAGAAAAAAGUAUUGUCUUUCUUAUUUAAACAUGUACCACCAAAUCUCUGAUGCAAUCCAAAUAACCCCUCGUUAAUAAUUUCAUUUUUAUGGUGCGAUUCCAGCAAUUAAUGACAUUUUUAAACAGCUGACAAUAUUUAUGAACACUUUGUAAAAUAAACAAUAAAGAAAAAGGAUUUUAGUGGUAUGAACAACUACCUUGUGCCGGGAUAGGAGUCUCAUUAUUUUAUUUAGUCAUUUGAGGCCAAAUUGUAAAUUAAAAAAAUAAUGAAUCAAGCAUAAUCUCGAUUGCCUUUUCAGUUUCUGCUGGGCAGUAAAAUUGACUUCAGCUUUAAGUUACAGACGCUCAUUAUUGUUUUAUAAUAACUGUGUGAACGAUGAUAACCGUGCCAAAUUAAGUAAAUAAAUGCACUUCAAUGCACAUAA